AUGCGGCUUGUCUUUCCUUUCUUCCUCAGCCUAGUAUGCCUUGUCAGGGCUGGUACCAUUAUAGCCUCUGACAGUGCCAAUACCGCUGAGCUUGAGUCUCGCGGAACCAGUGGAUAUCGCUCCGUUGCCUAUUUUGUCAACUGGGCGAUCUAUGGCCGUAACUUUAAUCCACAGGACCUCCCUGCCGAUAAACUGACGCAUGUGCUAUAUGCCUUUGCCAACGUGCACCCAGACACUGGAGAGGUGUAUAUUUCAGAUCCUUGGGCCGACAUAGAAAAGCAUUACGCUACCGAUUCAUGGAGCGAUACUGGAAAUAAUGUUUACGGAUGUGUGAAGCAACUCUUCCUUCUUAAGAAGAAAAACCGGAAUUUGAAGAUCCUACUGUCUAUUGGGGGCUGGACUUACUCGCCUAACUUUGCUAGCCCCCUCAGCACUGCUACGGGUCGUGCAAAUUUCGCUUCCUCCGCUAAGGACCUAGUGAUGAAUCUUGGCUUCGAUGGUAUUGAUAUCGACUGGGAGUAUCCCGCGGAUAGCACUCAGGCCGAUAAUAUGGUUGCAACGCUUCAACAGUUGCGCUCGAGCCUAGAUACAUUUAGCGCUGCAGAAGCAAACAACUAUCACUUUUUGAUUACCGUUGCAUGCCCAGCCGGUCCAGAAAACUACCAGAAGCUCCACAUAUCUGACAUGGACAAGUACCUUGACUUCUGGAACCUUAUGGCUUAUGAUUAUUCCGGUAGCUGGGACACCAUCGCCGGCCAUGACGCUAAUAUCUAUGCCUCGACUAGCAACCCCUCUAGCACGCCCUUUGACGCCGACCAGGCCAUCAAUUACUAUACCUCACACGGAGUAGCAGCCAACAAGAUUGUCAUAGGUAUGCCGCUUUAUGGUCGCUCGUUUAUGAAUACCGAUGGGCCUGGUACGUCUUACAGCGGCGUUGGCAGCGGCAGCUGGGAGAAUGGAGUGUGGGAUUAUAAGGCGCUGCCCCAGGCUGGGGCAAAAGUCAGCUACCUCGACCAACCUUUGGCCAGCUACAGCUACGAUGCCUCACAAAGAACGAUGAUAAGCUAUGAUACACCUCAGGUUGCGUACAAGAAGGCGGAGUAUAUUAUGUCAAGGGGUCUAGGCGGCGGAAUGUGGUGGGAGAGCAGCGGUGACAAGAAAGACUCUGAUAGCUUGAUCACGACAGUUGUUAAUACCUUCGGCGGGGUCGGGGCUCUAGAGAAAGUUGAGAACGAGCUGAGAUACCCAUCCUCCUCUUAUGAUAACCUAAAGGCUGGAUUCCCUUCCAGUUAA
Messenger RNA from Penicillium daleae, 1293 nucleotides. Its product is annotated as glycoside hydrolase family 18 protein. Gene Ontology annotation, molecular function: chitinase activity; chitin binding. The transcript is spliced from 6 exons. The record is from RefSeq and is a predicted model, not a curated record. NCBI's taxonomy places the organism in Eukaryota, Fungi, Ascomycota, Eurotiomycetes, Eurotiales, Aspergillaceae. The coding region runs from base 1 to 1293 and encodes 430 amino acids. Gene Ontology annotation, biological process: chitin catabolic process; carbohydrate metabolic process. Gene Ontology annotation, cellular component: extracellular region.